Drosophila suzukii is the source of this 7524-nucleotide messenger RNA. RefSeq names its product zye (gene zye). The record is from RefSeq and is a predicted model, not a curated record. Lineage: Eukaryota; Metazoa; Arthropoda; Insecta; Diptera; Drosophilidae.
CAACGUCCACUUCGCCAGCUGCAUCCCAGCGAUUUUUCCCCAAGCCCGAACCCACAAGCCAGUGCCAAUAAAGCUUAAGACUUAAAUUAAAGAUGGUCAACAUCGGCCACCUUUUCGUGUGGGCCUUGCUCUUGGUCACUACAUCGGCCACUGAUCUGAGCGAUGAUGAGGCGCUCAAUGAUGUUUUAAGCGAACUCGACUUUGACGACUCUUCUCCGAGAUUAACUCGCGACACAUCUCUGUCAGCUAAACACAUCGAGAAGAUCGAUGUGAAAUGCGACCAAGGUAAUGGUAUGAUGGUGGAGGUGGAGUUCUCCGAGGACUUCGAGGGAGUCAUCUACAGUCAGGGAUAUUACAACGACCCCAAGUGCAACUACGUAAAGGGUGACAGAGCAGGUAGAAGUUUCAUAUUCACAGUGCCAUACGAUGGAUGCGGCAGCAAACCCUCGUGCUCCGUAUGCGCCUCAAUCGAGAACAUCCUGAUUAUCCAGGAUGACAGGGAUAUUCAAAACAGCUUCGAUAUUGCACGAAAAAUCUCGUGCAGCCGGGGCGAUGAACGUGAGAAGACUGUGUACUUCAAGCCAUUUGUGGUGGACAUGCUCGAGGUUAUUUCGGUGGACACACCAAGUGGUCCUGUGGAGUGCUGGAUGGAGAUCGGUACUGGUACUCCGCCGAAUAUCAGACCCAUUCAGGGCACUCUAACCCUCGGAACUGACAUAACGUUCACCAUAAACGUAAAGCACGCGGAACAGGCAUGGGAUAUUAAUAUACUGCAAUGUUAUGCCUCAGAUGACAUGGACUUUGAGGCCAGAACCACUAAGAGAUUGCAACUCUCGGACAAAAGGGGGUGUUCGAUAAAGGAGAAAAUAUUUGGGGAGUGGCGAAAGUUUGCAGCGCCCUCUAGUCUGACGUCCACUUACUAUAACACACUAAAGGCCUUCAGAUUCCCCGACCGAUCCCAGGUGUAUCUGAAAUGUGAUAUUGAACUCUGCAAUGGAGCAUGCAAAAGGGACUACACUUGCGGUGUUGAGAGGUCAGGACCAUGCCCAGAGGGAUCAACUGACCCCCAGUGUCUGCAGGAUCAUCUGAUUUCACCCAAGCCUCGCUGCUAUCCGGGCUCCAGAGAACCAGGCUGCCCAACGCCAACCGCCCUGCCACCGACAACAAUCAGGAUUCCAAUAGCCUCAACAUUCACACCAAGGCCACGUUGCUACCCUGGAUCCAACGAUCCAAGUUGUCCGCAAACCACACAGACAACAUCCCAGCCAAGUUGUCCUUUGGGCUCGACGGAUCCCCGUUGUCGUGGGCCACCGGCAACCAUAAAGCCAAGGUGCUAUCCAGGAUCAAAUGAUCCGGCAUGUCAACCAGCUACCUAUCUACCGCCAACAACAAGAAGGACUCCAGCCAAACCACGUUGUUAUCCUGGUUCGACUGAUCCGGACUGUCAACCGGCAACUAGAGCACCUGCUACCACAUUGAAGCCCAGAUGUUAUCCAGGAUCUGAUGAUCCUGAAUGUCUGCCGGCAACUUAUCUCCCGCCAACAACAAGGAGACCUCCGCCUCCUACGACAAGCCCACGUUGCUAUCCAGGCUCAACCGAUUUAGACUGCCAACCCAGAACCAGACCGACCGUCACUACAUCGCUGCCAAGAUGUUAUCCUGGUUCAACCGAUCCAGACUGCCAGUCCAAAACCAGACCGACCGUUACUACAUCGCUGCCAAGAUGUUAUCCUGGAUCAACCGAUCCAGAGUGCCGAACCAAAACCAGACCAACGGUUACUACAUCCCUGCCAAGAUGUUAUCCUGGAUCAACCGAUCCAGACUGCCAACCAAAAACCAGACCGACGGUUACUACAUCCCUGCCAAGAUGUUAUCCUGGAUCAACCGAUCCAGACUGCCAACCCAAGACGAGACCGACCGUUACUACAUCAGUGCCACGUUGUUAUCCUGGAUCAACCGAUCCAGAAUGUCUACCGGCUACCUACCUUCCUCCGACCACAAGGAGAACUCCAGUUCCAACCACCAGAGCCCCAAUAACCACAUCCAGACCUAAUUGCUAUCCAGGCUCAACGGAUAGCCGCUGCCCACAGAAACCCCAAACCACUCCAAGACCAAGAUGCUAUCCUGGAUCACCAGAUCCAACCUGUCAACCUGCCACGCGUGUAACUCAGAAGCCACCAACAACUCAACAGCCGAAGUGCUAUCCCGGCUCAUCAGAUCCGGAGUGUCUGAACUGUUUCCCCGGCUCGCCAGAUCCAAGAUGUCCCAAGGUUCCAACAACCAAGAAAGCAGGAUGCAUCGAUGGUUCGGAUGAUCCGAGAUGUCAGCCGGCAACCUAUUUACCUCCUUCAUCUCGUCGUCCCCCCACAAUUGCUCCGAAGCCCAGAUGCUAUCCAGGAUCAACAGACCCCAGUUGCCCGCAGCCAACUACAAUAAGGACACCCGUAACCACUUCCAAGCCUAGGUGUUAUAUAGGUUCAACAGAUCCCAGUUGUCCACAGCCUACUCAACCAACCACAAUAAGGAUACCAGUAACUACUGCCAAGCCUAGGUGUUACCCGGGAUCUAGUGAUCCAGAAUGUCAGCCAGCAACAUACUCUCCUCCGACGACUAGGAGGCCUGUAACCACAUCCAAGCCAAAUUGUUAUCCUGGCUCAACAGACAGGCGCUGCCCACAGGAACCAGUGACGACACCAAAGCCUAGAUGUUACCCUGGAUCACCCAAUCCCGAAUGUCAGCCCGCUACUUAUCUGCCUCCAACGGAACGAACGACUUCCAAGCCUAGGUGCUAUCCAGGAUCAAAUGAUCCUGAUUGUCAACCAGCUACGUUCACGCCUCCGACAACUCGAAGGCCGAUAACUACGUCUAAGCCCAACUGUUAUCCAGGCUCCACGGAUAGUCGCUGUCCACAGAAACCACCAACGACUCCGAAACCAAGAUGUUAUCCGGGAUCAACAGAUCCUAUUUGUCAACCAGCUACCUACCUUCCUCCGUCGACAGCGAGAACAACAGUUCCUACAGCCAAGCCAAGGUGCUAUCCAGGUUCAAGUGACCCCUCUUGCCAGCCCCCAACGACAAGGACGCCAAUCACUACAUCAAGACCAAAUUGCUAUCCAGGCUCCACCGAUAGUCGUUGUCCUCAGAAACCACCUACAACACCGCAGACAAAGUGCUACCCUGGGUCAACCGAUCUGGAGUGUCUUAACUGUUAUCCUGGUUCUCCGGAUCCAAGAUGUCCGAAAGUUCCAACCACCAAGAAAGCGGGAUGCUUUGAUGGUUCAGAUGAUCCUAAGUGCCAGCCUGCUACUUACUUGCCGCCGACCACUAAUCAAACUCCCACAAUUGCACCCAAGCCAAGGUGCUUCCCGGGCUCAACGGAUCCACGAUGCCCGCAAGUAACGCAGCCAACAACAAGAAGACCAAUUUCGACAGUGAAACCACGUUGUUAUCCAGGAUCUAACGAUCCAUCAUGCCAGCCAGCUACAUAUUCGCCUCCUACCACAAGAACUCCUGUGAUAACAUCCAAGCCAAGAUGUUAUCCAGGCUCUCAGGAACCCGAAUGCCAACCUGCAACAAGGCCACCAAUUACCACAUCCAAGCCAAGAUGCUUCCCAGGAUCAUCAGAUCCCGAUUGUCAGCCAGCCACCUACCUGCCACCAACAUCUGUUAGAACCACAAUUCCAACAGUUCCGACGACCAGAAGACCUGUAACUACGUCCAAGCCAAAUUGUUAUCCCGGCUCAACAGACAGACGCUGUCCAAAGGAACCACUGCCAACACCCAAACCUAGAUGUUACCCUGGAUCACCAAAUCCCGAGUGUCAACCUGCCACUUAUCUUCCUCCCACAACACGAGUCCCCAUUACUACGGCUAAGCCGAGAUGUUACCCGGGCUCAAACGAUCCUGAUUGUUUGCCUCCGACAACCAGAGUACCUGUGACUACGCCAAAGCCUAAUUGUUAUCCAGGCUCUACCGAUAGACGCUGUCCUCAGAAACCACCUACUACUUCGCAGCCAAAGUGUUAUCCCGGCUCAUCAGAUCCGGAGUGUCGUAAUUGUUUCCCGGGCUCGCCAGAUCCAAGAUGUCCCAAGGUUCCAACCACCAAGAAACCAGGAUGUUUCGAUGGUUCAGAUGAUCCAAGAUGUCAGCCGGCCACCUACCUACCUCCUUCUUCUCGUCGGCCGCCCACAAUCGCUCCUAAGCCCAGAUGUUAUCCAGGAUCAACAGAUCCCAGUUGUCCGCAACCAACUACUGUUCGACCACCUAUAACUACGUCUAGGCCUAGGUGUUAUCCUGGAUCUAGUGAUCCAGAAUGUCAGCCAGCAACAUACUCUCCUUCGACGACUAGGAGGCCUGUAACCACAUCCAAGCCCAAUUGUUAUCCUGGCUCAACAGAUAGGCGGUGCCCACAGGAACCAGUGACGACACAAAAGCCCAGAUGUUUCCCUGGCUCACCCAACCCUGAAUGUCAGCCUGCCACUUACCUCCCACCGACAACAGUUAGAACGACGGUUCCUACAGCUAGGCCCAGGUGCUACCCAGGCUCCAACGAUCCCGACUGCCAGCCAGCUCCAACAACAAGAACGCCCAUAACUACAUCGAAGCCAGUUUGUUAUCUAGGAUCAACGGACAGUCGUUGCCCCCAGAAACCGCCUACGACCCAAAAACCAAGAUGCUAUCCCGGGUCUACAGAUCCUGAAUGCCAGCCUGCCACCUAUCUACCUCCAACAACUUCAAGGCCAACUAUCCCUUCAACCAAGCCAAGAUGUUAUCCUGGAUCAACCGAUCCCUAUUGCCAACCGAAAACGUAUUCCCCACCGACAUCAAGGCCAGUGAUAACUACAUCGAAGCCCAGAUGUUAUCCAGGCUCUUCAGAUCCCGAUUGUCAGCCAGCUACUUAUCUUCCACCUACAACCCGACAAACAACGAUUCCAACUUCGAAGCCAAGGUGCUAUCCGGGAUCCAGAGACCCAGAAUGUCAGCCAGCUACUUACUCACCUCCGACAACAAGAACACCUGUGACUACAUCAAAGCCUAAUUGUUAUCCAGGCUCUACCGAUAGUCGCUGUCCCCAGAAACCUACUACUCCGCAGCCAAGAUGUAUUCCCGGCUCAUCAGAUCCAGAGUGUCUGAAUUGUUUCCCCGGCUCGCCAGAUCCAAGAUGUCCCAAGGUUCCAACCACCAAGAAGCCAGGCUGCUAUGAUGGCUCUGAUGAUCCGAGAUGUCAGCCGGCCACCUACCUACCUCCUUCAUCUCGUCAACCCCCCACAAUCGCUCCUAAGCCCAGAUGUUAUCCGGGAUCAACAGAUCCAAGUUGUCCGCAACCAACCACAAUUCGGACUCCCGUAACUACGUCUAGGCCUAGAUGCUAUCCGGGAUCUAGUGACCCCGAAUGUCAAACAGCAACUUAUACGCCACCGACUUCAAGAUCACAAAUCACUACUUUGAAGCCUAGGUGUUAUCCUGGGUCAAAGGAUCCAGAAUGUCUGCCAGCAACUUACGCGCCUCCUACUACAAGGAUUCCUGUGACAACUUCUAAGCCAAAUUGUUAUCCUGGCUCGACAGAUAGGCGCUGCCCACAGGAACCAGUUACGACUCCUAGAUCCAGAUGUUACCCUGGCUCACCGGACUCCGAUUGUCAGCCCGCUACUUAUCUGCCACCUACAACCGCACGCACAACGAUUCCUACUACCAGACCAAGGUGUUAUCCAGGUUCCAGUGACCCUACUUGUCAGCCAGCUACAUACUCGCCCCCAACCACUCGAACGCCUAUAACUACGUCGAAGCCUAAUUGUUAUCCUGGAUCAACAGAUAGUCGGUGUCCACAAACGAAUCCCAAGCCAAGAUGUUUCCCGGGAUCUACAGAUCCGAAUUGUCAGCCUGCAACAUAUCUUCCACCAACCACCGCAAGGCCAACUAUCCCCACAACCAAGGCAAGGUGUUAUCCUGGAUCUAGCGAUCCAUAUUGCCAGCCACCAACUUCAUUGCCCACGACCAUCAGAACUCCAGUUACCACAUCCAAGCCAAAUUGUUAUCCAGGCUCCACCGAUAGUCGUUGUCCCCAAAAAACUCCAACUACUCAGGAGCCAAGGUGCUAUCCGGGCUCAUCAGAUCCUGAGUGCCUGAAUUGUUAUCCUGGCUCCCCUGAUCCCAGAUGUCCAAAGGUGCCGACGACAAGGAAGGCUGGAUGUUAUGAAGGCUCAGAUGAUCCAAGAUGUCAGCCUGCCACUUACUUGCCGCCAUCAACUUAUCGUCCACCCACAAGUGCCCCAAAGCCAAAUUGCUAUCCAGGAUCAACAGAUCCAAGGUGUCCGCAAGCAACGCAGCGGACAACCAUAAGAACUCCAAUUACCACACCGAGAUGUUACCCGGGAUCUCCUGAUCCUGACUGCCAACCUUCAACCAGAGCCCCUGUAACCACAAUAAGGCCAAGAUGUUAUCCUGGCUCUAAUGAUCCAUCAUGUCAGCCAGCUACAUAUUCGCCUUCUACUACAAGAACUCCUGUGACAACUUCCAAGCCAAACUGUUAUCCAGGAUCGACAGAUAGGCGCUGCCCACAGGAACCAGUGACGACUCAAAAACCAAGAUGUUACCCAGGCUCACCUAAUCCUGAAUGCCAGCCUGCCACUUACCUCCCACCUGCAACUGUACGCACUACGAUUCCUACGACUAGGCCAAGGUGUUAUCCGGGCUCUAACGAUCCCGAUUGCCAACCUGCGACAUACUCGCCUCCAACAACAAGAACUCCUAUCACCACACCCAAGCCACGUUGCUAUCCAGGCUCAAAUGAUCCUUCUUGCCAGCCCUCUACUUAUCUUCCGCCAACAACGGCCAGCAGGUGUUACCCGGGCUCCAGCGAUCCUGAGUGUCAGCCUGCUACAUAUGCUCCUCCCACGACAAGAGCUCCCAUAACUACAUCCAAGCCCAAUUGUUAUCCAGGCUCUACGGAUAGUCGUUGUCCCCAGACGACACCUAGACCGAGUUGCUAUCCCGGCUCAUCGGAUCCCGAGUGUCUGCUGGUGACAACUGUCAGAACGCCGAUUGCUGGAACCACACCAGUUUACUGCUAUCCUGGAUCCAUCGAUCCUCGCUGCCCUGAUUCCGGAUACAGAGGCACAAGCCGCAUUCCUGCCACAUAUCUGCCGCCCCUGAGUGAUCCGGGCUACGAUAGGACCAUUCGAAACGCAAAGAGCCUGUUCUUCAGUGAAAUCAAUCACUUGGCACUCACCGAUAACAAUGUCUUCGAGCUGGACGACGACGAAAGCGAGCCCUCGAGAGUGAAGCGCGAGUUGAAGUUCGACGAGGAGGACCUCUUGUCGAAGAGAAUCAUGAAGCGCGAGUUUAACGAGCGACCUUCAGAGCAAGAAGUGAUUUCCCUGACCCUCGGAGUAAGAACUGGCAUCAGUGUAAAAUAGUCGUUGAAGGUCUAGUAGAUGUUAAGCAUAACAAUAUUAUAUCAUCAUACACCGAUAUGUAUUUACCUAGAAUGAUAUUCAUUAAAUAUAAACUAUGUACAAAUGUAAA